Messenger RNA from Hevea brasiliensis (rubber tree), 678 nucleotides. RefSeq names its product GDSL esterase/lipase 1-like. The transcript has 4 exons. Gene Ontology annotation, molecular function: hydrolase activity, acting on ester bonds. The annotation marks the transcript as partial. Lineage: Eukaryota; Viridiplantae; Streptophyta; Magnoliopsida; Malpighiales; Euphorbiaceae. The record is from RefSeq and is a predicted model, not a curated record.
CUCUCUGAUGGCAGAAUAAUUCCAGAUUUCAUAGGUAAGUUCUUACGGCUGAGUGUUUCCCCAUAUCUCCAGCCUGGUAAUCAUCAGUACACAAAUGGAGUAAACUUUGCUUCAGGGGGAGCUGGUGCUCUAGUUGAAACCCAUCAAGGAAAGGUGAUAGACCUUAAAACCCAACUUAGUUAUUUCAAGAAAGUGGAGAAGCAGCUAAGGCAGAAAGUGGAGACCAAACCUUUUUUUAUCGAAGCCAUUUACUUGUUCAGCAUUGGAAGUAACGAUUAUGUAGCACAUUUCACAACAAAUUCCACUGUGCUUCAGCAAUACUCUAGAGAAGAGUACGUUGCGAUGGUCAUUGGAAAUCUAACAAUUUGCGCUCAAACUUAUGGUUACAGUUUCGUGUAUCAGGAAAUAUCUAAAAAUGGUGAAAGGAAAUUUGGAGUUGUAAGCUUGCCCCCAUUGGGUUUUCUGCCAUCAAUGAGAGGAUUUAAACAGAACAGAUAUGGUGGAUGCAUGGAAGAAGUUACAAUUCUAACAAAACUAAAUAACAAAGAACUUUCUAAAGCUCUGAAUGAGCCAAAGAAACAGCUAAAAGGAUUCAAGUAUUCGAAUUUUGAUUGCUACUCUUCAGCAAGUGAAAGAAUUAAAAACCCUUCAAACCCUUCCAUAAUUUCUACACUAUGA